AUGAUGGAGGUAGUCAUCUUCUCAGAAUGGAUUUGAGUUUCUCUGUAUGUAUUUGUGUGUGUGAGAGAGAGAAGUUGGACGAUUCUUGAAAUUUCCUCUCUGAAGGCACACACUGGAUCUUGAUUUUACGGCUAAAUUUGAGGUACCCAAUUAUUUUCUAAGCAAUCUGUGUAAUUUGUGUCUUCCAACACCAAAUUCGAUCUAUUUUCUUUAAUUUCGAUUCUGGGUGGGUCUGAUCGAUUCAUAUGAAUUAAAAAUGGCAAGUAAUUGGGUUAUUUCAUUCAUCUGCUUCUAUCUCCUCCUUCCUCAAACUUGCUUGGCCGGCGUUAGAAAUAUUGGCAGGGUUAAUCCAGGUUUCAUAGCAACUCAAAUGAGUUCCAUAGCUGAUAACGGUUUGUUCCUAUUUUCAAAUUCCUCCAAUUUUGCAUUUGGAUUUUCCAAUCAGAAAAACAAUCCCACUAUGUUUCAGCUUGUUGUGCUUUAUAUGGGUAGUAAUAUUCAGACGGUGGUCUGGUCUGCUAAUAGGGAUUCCCUUGUCGGAAACUCUGACGAAUUCAACUUCGAUCAAAACGGAAUUGCUCGUUUACAGAUCGGAAAUACAACAGUUUGGUCCACAGAUACUUCUGGAAAGGGAGUUGUAGUCAUGGAGCUUUGGGAUUCAGGAAAUCUAGUUUUGCUUGGGACUGAUAACGUUGUGGUAUGGCAGAGUUUUAACAAUCCGACUGAUAGCCUUUUACAAAACCAGAAUUUCAGUGAUGGAAUGAGGCUUGUAAGCAAUCCAAGCUCCACUAAUUUGACAUAUUAUCUCGAGCUUAAAUCCGGUGAUAUGAUGUUAUACGCUGGUUUCAAAACCCCUCAACCUUAUUGGUCUUUAAGCAAAGACAGUCGGAAGACGAUUAACACUGCCGGCGGGGAACAAUUCGAUUUAGCCUCCAUCGAUGCGGGUUCAUGGAAUUUCUACAAUCAGAACAGCAGGGAUUUGAUAUGGCAAUUACCCAUUAUUAAAAACGGUGGCGAUCUAAAUGGGACGUGGGUUGCCGUUUUGGGUAACGACGGUUCUAUCUCGUUCUCGAAUCUACGGGCGGGCGUUUCCGACACUAAGAUACCAUUAGAUUCGUGUGGCUUGCCGGAAUCCUGCGAUGCUUAUCUUGUUUGCUCCGAUGGGAACAUGUGUCGUUGCCCGCAAUCUCUGAGCCAGUGGAAUUGCGAUCGAUCGACCAUGGAUUCUUCGUGCCAGAAAUCUGAUUCGGACAUUAAUAACGUAAACCUUGUGGAAGUUAAGGAUGCCACCGACUAUUUCUCACUUGGAUUCAUUUCCCCUGUUUUAAAAACGAGUUUGGACGGUUGCAAAUCAUCUUGCCUGGCAAAUUGCUCUUGCGCCGCCUUGUUCUUUCAGAAUAGCUCGGGGAAUUGUUUCCAGCUCGAUAUAGUAGGAAGCUUGAGGAAGAAAACCGGCAGUAAUGGCGGUUUUGUUUCGUUCGUUAAGGUUAGAGGCCAAGGAGGAGGAACCGGAAAUGGAAAUGGAAACGGAAACGGAAACGGAUCGAAACACUUCCCUUAUGUCGUGAUUAUAGUGGCCGCAACCGUUUUCGUGAUUCUCGGAUUAGUUUACAUUGGGUAUCGUCGUUUCUGGAAAAAGACUAAAUUCCCGGAAUCUCCGAAGGAAUGCUCCGAUGAGGAUAAUUUCUUGGGCAGUUUGUCGGGUAUGCCGAUACGUUUCAGCUAUACAGAACUCCAAACCGCGACCGAUAAUUUCUCGAUCAAGCUCGGUCAAGGAGGGUUCGGUUCUGUUUACAAAGGCGUUCUUCCUGAUGGAACCCGUAUAGCCGUGAAGAAACUUGAGGGUCUCGGUCAGGGUAAGAAAGAGUUUCGAGCUGAAGUUAGUAUCAUCGGCAGCAUCCAUCAUCUUCAUCUUGUGAAGCUAAAGGGUUUUUGUGCAGAAGGAUCUCAUAAGCUUCUUGCUUACGAAUUCAUGGCGAAUGGUUCAUUAGACAAAUGGAUUUUCAAGAAGAACAAAGAAGAUAAUUUCUUAUUGGAUUGGGACACUAGGUUUAACAUCGCACUUCGAACCGCGAAAGGGCUCGCGUAUUUACACGAGGAUUGUGAUGUGAAGAUCGUCCACUGCGAUAUCAAGCCCGAAAACGUGCUUCUAGACGAGAAUUACAAUGCCAAGGUUUCCGAUUUCGGAUUGGCUAAGUUAAUGAGCCGAGAACAGAGUCAUGUCUUUACAACUCUAAGGGGCACGAGAGGUUACCUUGCUCCCGAGUGGAUAACCAACUACGCCAUAUCAGAGAAGAGCGACGUUUACAGUUAUGGAAUGGUUCUAUUAGAAAUCAUUGGCGGGAGGAAAAAUUACGACCCGAAGGAGACUUCUGAUAAGUCACAUUUCCCGUCUUACGCGUUCAAGAUGAUGGAAGAGGGUAAAAUAAGGGAUUUAUUCGACGAAAGGAUGGCGGUUAAGGAGUCGGACGAGAGGGUCGGGGUGGCCAUAAAAGUUGCCCUUUGGUGCAUACAAGAUGACAUGAGUCUUAGACCAUCUAUGACUCGAGUGGUGCAAAUGCUAGAGGGGCUCUGCCCUGUUCCCAACCCGCCCGUGGCUUCUCCAAUGAGAUCACGUCUUUUUUCGGGCAUGUUUAAGUCUAUGAGCGACGGAGGAACGUCUUCUGGGACGUCGGCUCCAUCGGAUCAAUACAAUAGUGAAGCUUAUCUUUCUGCAGUGAGGCUUUCAGGGCCAAGAUGAUUUGGAAUAAAUCAAUGUAUACUAAUAAUCAUAUGUCAAAUAUAUUAUAUUUCAUUUGUUCAAUUGAUAGAUGUUAUAAUAAUGCACAUGAAAUUUUGUAAUGUAGCAAUUCUUAUAGCUUAUACUUACAAUGAUUGUUAUAUAAUGUUGAGGUGAUUGUUAUAUAUA
Molecule: messenger RNA, 2908 nt
Organism: Impatiens glandulifera
Lineage: Eukaryota; Viridiplantae; Streptophyta; Magnoliopsida; Ericales; Balsaminaceae
Product: G-type lectin S-receptor-like serine/threonine-protein kinase SD2-5
Exons: 1
Coding region: 257-2740 (827 amino acids)
Biological process (GO): protein phosphorylation
Molecular function (GO): protein serine/threonine kinase activity; ATP binding
Source: RefSeq, a predicted model, not a curated record